UCAGUCGUCAGCAUUUAAUCGGGACUUCUGAAUCAUUACGUAAAUCAUGCCCAAAAAGUGGGCUAAUUAUUUUCCAGAUCAGUGUUCUAAAAAUGCUGUUCACAGCGGCUUCUGUUCUGGGAGAAGACGCAUUACAGUUGGGGAUAUAUUAAAGUGGAUUAUGUUUAGAUUUUAUACAGAGAUUUCGGUGUUUUUCUGUUCUGAUUUUUAUUCUGUAGGGCUAGAAGGGUGUAUUUAUUCUAAGAUACGUUGGAAUCCAGUAGUUUGUUUGAAUGAAUUCUUUUCAUUCCGUAAAUCUAACCAAGUAGGCUAUUAUUCGGCAGAUGGAUGUUCCAAGAAUGGUGCAUACUGCGGCUACUGUUUUCCACGAACAGGAGGACGAGGAGCGCAGCGAGAAGCAGGUUCUGGUGCUGGGUCUGGACGGCGCGGGGAAGAGCAGCAUGCUGCAGGGCCUGACAGGAAGUGGAACCCGGCGGCAGUGCCGGCCGACCCGCGGCUUUAACUUCAUGAGCCUGAACACGCCAGCCUGCCAGCUGGACUUCCUGGAGAUUGGAGGUGGCGAGGACCUGCGCAGGUACUGGGCGGAGUACCUGAGGAGGACGCACGUCCUGGUGUACGUGGUGGACUCCUCCGACAGGCGGCGCCUCCCACUGGCCAAGGACGAGCUCCAUCGCCUCCUCCGGGCCGAAGGGCAGCUGCCUGUGCUCGUCCUGGGAAACAAGCAGGACAAGCCCGACGCGGUGAGCGUGCCGGAGCUCCGUGAGGCCCUCUCCCUGGGGGGGGUCGGGGGCGAGAGGAGGCUGUACCUGAUGGCGGCUCAGCUGGGCGCUGACGGGUUCCACGCCCCCUGCAGCCUGCAGGCCGUCCAGGACCUGCUCCUGCAGCUGGUGUGAGCCCCCGCAGGACGAGAGGAAGAGCCCCAGGGCCCCCCAUGCAGUCCGGGGUUUGGGGGGGGGGCUCUGACCCUGCCGGGGGAGGGGCGUUUAAAUCCUCACGACUGAGGAUUGUAGAUGAGCGUAGAUGAGUGACCUCCCUCUGCAGGACACUUAAAACUGGAACUACAAGGCCGGCCGAUGGCAGGCUCAAACUGGAGGAAGGUUUCGCGUCAUUGUUUCCAGGAAUAACCAACAAAAACCUACGGCAUAAUAGCAACACAGGGACAAUAUUACGCAUUAUUUGAAGAGUAUACGCAUGCAAAAGAUCCGUUAUAUUGUAGCAUAGAUUUUUAAAGACAGAGCUUUUUUUAAUCUCUAAUUGAACUCUUUCAAUUUUAAGUUUUAAUUGUAAAUAAGACUCCAGUGAAAAUGUAGCAGUUUGACUGAAAGCAAAGCCAUUCCUUAAGAACAGGUGUGCAUUACGAAUGUUCUGUGGAGAUGAAAAAGGAAAUAUAUGCUCAGACAUAAUUUAUUAAUCAGUGGUACGAUUUGCAGGGCAAUGAAUUGAUUAUUCAGAAAAUAUUUCUGACGUUUUUGUGCAAUAGAUGCAUUGGAACUCAAUAAUCAGUGUUUACUUGGCUAUGGUAUUGAAUGACCCGCCCUGAAAAAUGGAUUUUAGUGUUGUGUAACAUUAUCGGGAUGCGUAUUUUUGAGUGUUACUCAACACAAGUUUUCUUAUUUCUGUAUAAUUUACAAAGUGAUGUAUUUAGGACACUAACUAGAAUCACGCUACUCUUGAGCUAAGAAUUUAGUUGCCAAUUUGAAUUGAUAACUUAUUUCUAUACUGUGAUACUUGUGCCUCAGUGUCAAAGCAGAGAUGUGUAAUAUAUUAUAAGAAAACAUUUUGAAUGUCGAAAAUGUAGUUUUCCUAUUAAAAUGAAAAUAAAUACAUGUACUACAUUUUAGUUUGUAAAAUGAAAAACAUGUAGUGUCUUAUAAAUGUAAUUCAAGAUGUAGAUUUUAUAUUAAUGACUGUGAAAAUUCCCGCCUUGUACAUACUUUAUGAUUGUUGAAUUGAGUAGUAAACUGAUUUAGCGGAGUGCCACGAUAGUUUAAUCCGUGUGAAUGUUCCUGUGAAAUACAGAUCUGUCGCUGUGUCUUACACUGAAGUGCAGCGCUUUCAGAUUUUUGGUAUUUUGUGCUUUGAGUUUGUCACAUGCAGCCACACUGCUGGAAUGAACUGGAAUGCUGUCAUGGUGACAGUUUGUGUCGCGUUGGUUUUAUUCUGCACAGCAUUACAGCAAAUGCCACAGAAAGCGGGAUACUGACCUUACAUUUUUUGUAGUCACAAAGGAAACACUGAUAAGACGACUGAUUGAUGGUGAAAAAUGUAUUUUAAAAUUAAAUGUCAGUAUUGUUGGUGUACAUGUGAAUUUCAUGUAAAUGUACUUUGAGCUUUGCAUCGAAAUUGUAUUCACAGAAGAAUAAAAACAAAACAAUA
This is a messenger RNA of Anguilla anguilla (European eel), 2376 nucleotides long. It is a transcript of the gene arl10, whose product is annotated as ADP-ribosylation factor-like 10. Bases 324 to 893 code for a protein of 189 amino acids. The record is from RefSeq and is a predicted model, not a curated record. The transcript has 4 exons. Lineage: Eukaryota; Metazoa; Chordata; Actinopteri; Anguilliformes; Anguillidae. Gene Ontology annotation, molecular function: GTP binding; GTPase activity.